CUUUUUCUUUCUUUUUGACGUAUAAUAAUUGCAAUUACUGCCUAACCGGCUUCAAUCUCUGGUUUAUUUAGUCAUCUCUAAACCGCCGAGUUAUCUGAUUAAACCAGAAAAAAUAGAGAUCAUAACCAAAAAUCAACAUUGAAUUUGAAAAUUGUAUCUCAGAAGAUUAUAUUAAUUUAAUAAACUUUUGAAAAGAUAAAUGUUGAAGAAAAUGGAAAAUCCUAUUAACGGUUGGAAACAGAAACAAAAGAAAAGGAAAGUUUGAAGAGGCUUGAGUUUCAAGUAAAUAAACGUGUGUUAGAGAAACAAAAGCAAAUCUAUCAGAGGAUUUGGUUUACGAUACUCUCUCUCUCUUUAUAUAUGUAAACACACGUAAGAUCACUCUUUAACAAACCAAUCUUUCUCUCUACAUUCGUCGCUUACAAACCCUAUUUUCUCAGUCGAGAAAGAGAGAGAGAAGGAUGGAGAAGCAUGAGUUCUUAGAACUGUUUGAAGCUGCAACCAAAGCUGCAAAAUCUGCUGCGAGAGGAGACGGUAAGAAUUCUUCUCCAGCGGUCUCUAGGUGUGUCGACGCUAUGGUUCGUUUGAGAGAAGCUCCCGAGUCUCUUGCUUGCGAGUUGGUUGUCGAUCGCAAAUACCCUCAAAUUGGAAAGAGUCACGGCCUUUUCACGGAGCACAAAAACCCUAGAAUCCAAUCCGAGGGAAAGAUUCUUUACUCUCUUUGGCUCAGAUAUCUCUACGCAACUGGAAGGAAAGCGAGCUCACGACCUCGUGAUCGGACGGUGGUGAAGAAUAAGAAGAAGCUUGUGGAGGAGGAGAUGAUUUCGACGACGACGACGGGGGAUUCUAACCGAGACAAAGUGCGUGAGAUUCUUCACAAGUCCUUGUCUAAAGUGGCUGUUGAGAUGAAGGAAGGAGUGGUUUCUUGCGAUUCUUGGAGUGUGGCUGCUUCGGUUGAAUCUGCUAUGUUUGAGAUACUAGGUUCUUUCGAGGGGACUCAAAAAGCAAAGUACAGAUCCAUUCUUUUUAACAUGGGAGAUAGCAGCAACCCAGACUUGAGAAGGAAAGUGAUGUUAGGUGAGAUCAGUGGAGAAAGACUGGUUACGAUGGAGAAAGAAGAGAUGGCUAGCAACAAGAUUCAGUUUCAAGUUCAAAACAUAAAAGAGAAAGCCAGAGCUAGGGAAGAGAAUCGAGUAAAGAGUAUGAUGCUGUUUCAGUCAGACAGUGUGAUCAUGACUUAAGCACAAAAUAUAGAUUCUCAGUUUAUUAUUAAAUAUAUAAUAAUUAGUCUCUUAUCUUGGUGGUCUCAAUAGUGCUGUUCGUUUCGUCGCCGCAGGUUCUUGCGGCUGCGGCUGCGGCGAUUUUUUUCAAAAAUCUUGUUCGUUUGAUUGACGCAGGCACCUGCGUCUAACCGCCGCGUCUGACGCCGAGUGUUGCGUCUGCCGCCGAAAAAUCCCGCGAUCGCGACUUAAAUCGUGCGUUGACUUAAGAUAUUUACAUUUUUGCCCCUAAUAUAAUUCAGUAUUUACAAAUAUACCUAACCCUAAUAGCCGCAGACGCAACUCCUUCUCCCAUUGACGCAGCUCUUCCAUCUCUCUCGAUCUCGAUCUCUUUAUCCAUCUCUCUCGAUCUCUCUCUCCAUCUCUCUCGAUCUGAGCCCUCUCUCCAUCAGCAAGUGUGAGAUGACUUGAUCCAUCUCCGAGUUCUCUCGGUCUCUCAAUCUCCGACCUCGAGCUCUCUCUCCAUCUCGCUCUCUCUCUCUCUCUCAACUCUCUUCCCCGACACAAACCCUUCUCAAGCUCUCUCUCUCUCUCUCCAUCUCUCUUCUCCGACGGAAACCCUUCUCCAGAGCUCUCUCUCUCUUCUCCGACGCUCUCUCUCUUCUCCGAGGUAUAUUGCAGAUUCAAGCUCUGCUUGAUACUUAUGUUCUAACGCUUCCUCUUUGGUCCGAGUCUGAUGAAUGUGUUGUGUUGCAGAUUCAAGCUCAGUUGAAACCCAUCUCCAGAGCUCUCUCUCUCAGUCUCGGACAUCUCGAAGCUCUCUCUCUCGAUCUACUCAUCUCGAAGCUCUCCCUAGCAUCUCCCAAGCUUCGUCUGUCUCUCACUCUCUCGUCGCAGGCUCUCACAAGCUCUCUGUCUCGAGCUCUUCUCCGAGGUGUUCACUUCCAUCACUCUCUCCAAGCUCAGACCCUCUUUAGUAAGACUGUCCCUGUUCCUCUCCAGCUUGCUCAGACUGUCCCUGUUCCUCUCCAGCUCUCUCUCUUGCUCUGUCAUCUCAAGCUCACUCUCUACCGCUGUUCCUCACUUUUUAAGAUGG
Brassica rapa (field mustard) is the source of this 2316-nucleotide messenger RNA. Its product is annotated as transcription elongation factor TFIIS-like. Gene Ontology annotation, biological process: DNA-templated transcription. Gene Ontology annotation, cellular component: nucleus. Lineage: Eukaryota; Viridiplantae; Streptophyta; Magnoliopsida; Brassicales; Brassicaceae. The record is from RefSeq and is a predicted model, not a curated record.